Cuscuta epithymum is the source of this 1023-nucleotide messenger RNA. Lineage: Eukaryota; Viridiplantae; Streptophyta; Magnoliopsida; Solanales; Convolvulaceae. The record is from the annotation of a GenBank genome assembly.
CUUAUCUCUCCUCUCUCAGUCCUCCCUUCUUCCACGCAUUUCCCUUCUCCCCCAUUCCUUCUAUGCCAUUUCUACCUCUUUUGCUUUUUUUUUUUUCAAAAUCUUCCACCAAAGUGAAUAUCCGGAAAAUUAUUGGAGUUUGCUCUCCUCUCCAACUCAACGCCUCAGCCCUCCUCUCUCUCCGGCAUAUAUGUCUCUCGCCUCUUCUUCUUUUCUUUCGCCAUUUCUUCACUUCUUUCAAUCGUUUUCUUUCUUUGUUCUGCACUCCCUCCAUAAUUAUAUUAAAGUUUUAAUUUUACAGAACUCAUCUCCAUGUUCUUUCUUCCAUAGAUUCUUAUAUAUUUUCUCAAGAAAAUGACUCGAUGACCUAGGUCAGCAAAGAGUUGGCUCUUUCCGCCACCAACACCAUCAAAGCUCAACUCUCCUUUAGAAAAUUACGGGAUUUUUUCCUUCAUACAUAGUGCAAUCUUUUUAAUCUCAAAGCUUUGAAUGUUGAGAGUCAAAUGGUGUUAUAGAAUUAUAGAAACUGCUCAGAUUCUUCAUCAGUGGAACACGAAAUAUCAACUUGUCACAGUUGCUGCUGCUGCCAUACUUAGGUGUGUUGCUGCUGCUCCCCCACUCUUACAAUUAAAGGCAAAGACAAAGAUGUUGAAGCAGUAUACCAGAGGAGUGUGGAUUUGCUGUUGUUGUUGCUGCUGCCCCAAUUUUACAACUAAAGGCAAAGACAAAGUAGAUGAAGCAGGAAUCUGGAUUUGUUUAAUGACAAUUGACAACUAUCCAAUUAUUUUAUGAAAUUUAUACAAGCAGUAAUUUUAUAAGUAUAUUAGUAUACCAGUAAUUUUAUAAGUAUAUUAGUAUACCAGUAAUUUUAUAAGUAUAUUAGUAUACCAGUAUGAUGGGUGGAUGUAAUUUUUGUAGUUUACAUACUCAGUGAUGAUUUUAACUUACUUAUAUAGUAAGGUGUACUUAGAAUUUAUUAUGGAUAGAGUUUCUAUUAAUAUUUCAUUAAGCAUCGUUGAAGCA